Molecule: messenger RNA, 1647 nt
Organism: Hordeum vulgare subsp. vulgare (domesticated barley)
Lineage: Eukaryota; Viridiplantae; Streptophyta; Magnoliopsida; Poales; Poaceae
Product: monooxygenase 2-like
Exons: 2
Coding region: 247-1464 (405 amino acids)
Molecular function (GO): FAD binding
Source: RefSeq, a predicted model, not a curated record
CUUUGGCACCACAAGUCACAAGUGACUUUUGAUGAGUGAGCCGAGCCAUUCAUGGAAACGACAUACAGUACUACUCCGAUAUAAUCAGCAAUGACGUCAAUCCUCAAGCUCCAAGGUCCAUUCACUGUCGAGCUAUAUAUGUCCAAUCAAGAGGAGUAGCUCUAGCUAGAUUGGUUGAUUCGUGUUCGUGGAGUAGCUCUAACAAUCACCCGAAAGCGCGCCGGACCUCGUUGCUCUCCAGCAAGCAUGCAUCGGCAAGAGGAGUCCGGCGAGGACAUCGUGAUCGUGGGCGCCGGGCUCGCUGGCCUCGCCGCCGCACUCGGGCUACACAGGAAAAGGGUGAGGAGCGUGGUGCUGGAGUCGUCCCCGGAGCUCCGGGCGUCGGGGUUCGCCUUCGCCACGUGGCCCAACGCCUUCCGCGCGCUGGACGCCCUCGGCGUCGGCGACGAGAUCAGGAAGCUCCACCUGCACAUCGAAGGGCUGCGCGUCAUGUCGUCGUCCACGGGUGAGAUAGCGACGGAAGUGGAUUUCAGACACGAGUUCUGCUGCGUCAGGCGCGACGUGCUGCUGCAGGUCCUGGCGGCGGAGCUGCCGGAGGGCACCAUCCGCUACUCCUCCAAGAUCGUCUCCAUCGACGAGCACGGCGACGGCGCCAAGAUCCUCCACCUCGCCGACGGCUCGGCUCUCCGGGCAAAGGCGCUGAUCGGGUGCGACGGGAUCAACUCCGUGGUGGCCAGAUGGCUGGGGCUCGCCAAGCCGUCGCACUCGGGGCGCUCCGCCACGCGUGGCCUCGCGCGUUACCCCGACGGCCAUGGCUUCCCGCCCAAGUUCCUGCAGUUCUUUGGCAACGGCUUCCGCUUCGGCUUCAUGCCCUGCAACGACACCGACGUCUACUGGUUCUACACAUGGUCUCCCUCCCCAGACGAUGAUGGUGUCGACGAGAGCGGCGCCAGGAUGAAGCAGUACGUGCUGACGAAGCUGAGGAGCUCCAAGGUGCCCGCGGAGGCGCUGGAAUUGGUGGAGAGGAGCGACAACGCGCCCGCUGCGCCGCUGCGAUUCCGGCCGCCGCUCUCGCUCUUGUUCGCGAGCGUCAGCAAGGGGAACGUGUGCGUGGCCGGCGACGCGCUGCACCCAAUGACGCCGGACCUGGGCCAGGGCGGCUGCGCGGCGCUGGAGGACGGCGUCGUCCUGGCCAGAUGCCUCGGCGAGGCCAUCCUUGGAGGCGGAGGCGGCGGCGCGACAGGCGCCACUGAGAAGGAGAGGAUCGAGUCGGGCCUGCGCAGGUACGUCGGGAUACGGCGGUGGAGGAGCAUCGAGCUCAUCGGAACCGCCUAUGUUGUCGGUCUCAUGCAGCAGAGUAAUAACAGGAUCAUCAGCUUUCUGCGGGAGAAGGUACUGUCUCGAGUGCUCGCGGGAAGGCUCGUGAAAAUGUCCGACCAUGACUGCGGAACGCUGUCGAGCUAGACAUGUCUGCGUCUUUUUUUGGGUACUCCAUUGACACGUCUGAAGAAAUCAAUGUUGGAGCGUCUCUUUCAUUUGCGCAGGAUCUAAAAGGACAACAUGAAUUGUAAAACAUAUGAUUAGAAUGUCAAUGUCACAUGAUUUUUGGUUGUGUGAUUACAUCAAAGAAAAAAUAAAUCGUUCGAA